AUGGCCGCCGAAAGCAGCGUGCAUAAUCGGUCGCACAGCCUGCUGCUGCUGCAGAAGCUGCUCAACCUCCGCGACUCGGCGAGUCCUCUCACUCUUGUCCACGAUGGUCUUGAACAGCCGGCGCAACCUGUGCUUGAUGAGUUUACUACCCGCGCAAAGAUUUCCAAAACAAAAGUCAUACUGCUCUCUUUUGCCACGGUCAAGAAGCCGCAGACUGUCGACGCCAUGGUCAAGGCCGCCGGCAGGGAUUUACGACUCGUAGCCAAGGAACUGGCUGCGCAAUAUCCCGCCUUUGACCCGACGCAGCCAAGAGAAAAGCUGUCCCAAAGUAGGCAAAACUAUAAUGAACAUUGUCGGGCGUCGGGGCAAAAUCGUGGGGGACUGACACCAAAAGCAGGGGCCAUUGUUCUCAUCGACUCACUCAACAGCCUCGCCUCCACAGCCCCCAGCUCCCUCUCUCACUUUCUCUCGAGCAUUCUCACACCAGCAGUAUCAAUCGUGUCCGUAUACCACACCGACGUGCCCAUCCUCGUGCCCCCGUCGUUCAACGAGUACGAACCCCACCCCUUCACCAUCCUGAACCACCUCGCCACCGCCAUCCUCCGCCUCUCCAGCCUGCCCCAAGAAAUCGACAGACAAAAGGCCCGCAACCGCGCCGUCCAGGAACCCGAAUGGGGCCUCAAGGAAGAGCGCGAAGGCGUCAUUAUCGGCCUCAAGCCAAGGACCCCAGAUCAGGACAGAGGCGUCGUUAUCGACAUGGAGCUGCGACGCAAGAGCGGGAGGACAGUGACGGAAAAGUUCAUCCUGCAGCGUCACAUGCUGGCGGCGGGCAAGUCGGGCACGGGCAGAAUCGCGCUGUUGACGGACCAUGCCAUGUUUAGCCCGGCAGAGCCGGAUCGCGCCGACGAGGAGGAGCCGGAGAGCACCUUUAGCCUGGGGCUGACGGAGAAGCAGAGGAGGGACAGGGAGGGCAUUGUGCUGCCGUACUUUGAUGCGCAGACGGAUAUUGGCGCUGGUGAGGGGGGCAGGAUAUUGUACGAGAUGGGGAGGGAGGACGACUUUGACGACGAGGAGGACGAGAUUUAG
Metarhizium acridum CQMa 102 is the source of this 1086-nucleotide messenger RNA. The record is from RefSeq and is a predicted model, not a curated record. Lineage: Eukaryota; Fungi; Ascomycota; Sordariomycetes; Hypocreales; Clavicipitaceae.